Prunus persica (peach) is the source of this 1432-nucleotide messenger RNA. Its product is annotated as bidirectional sugar transporter N3. Gene Ontology annotation, cellular component: membrane. The record is from RefSeq and is a predicted model, not a curated record. The transcript has 6 exons. The coding region runs from base 274 to 1107 and encodes 277 amino acids. Gene Ontology annotation, molecular function: sugar transmembrane transporter activity. Lineage: Eukaryota; Viridiplantae; Streptophyta; Magnoliopsida; Rosales; Rosaceae. Gene Ontology annotation, biological process: carbohydrate transport.
UAUCUUUUUUAUUUUCUUCUUUCCCACUUUAUGUGUGUAUAUAAACAAAGCUGCGCAAACCCAUCAACCAUCCUCCUUACCACUCACUACUUCUCCAUUCAUUUUCUCUCUCUGCAUGAGAAUUGAGAAUUGAGAAUUGAGAAUUGAGAGAGGGAGAGAGAGGAAGAGAGUUCUAGGGUUACUCAUAUCAUCACCAACUGAGUCUAAGCUUCUUCUUCUAUCCUUUUAGUUUUCAUUUUGUGAGAGAGAGAGUUUCACUUUGAGUUUGCUGUCAUGGGUGCACUAGCAGACAGCCACCAUCCUUGGGCAUUCACAUUUGGUAUCCUAGGAAAUGUAAUCUCGUUCUUGGUUUACCUAGCCCCAGUGCCCACAUUUUAUGGAAUUUACAAGAAAAAAUCAACUCAAGGUUUCCAAUCGGUGCCAUAUCUGGUAGCAUUGUUCAGUGGGAUGCUUUGGUUCUACUAUGCGUUGCUGAAAAAGAAUGCUAUGCUUCUCAUCACCAUUAACUCCUUCGGAACUGUAAUAGAAACUAUCUACAUCGUCAUGUUCAUUUUUUAUGCACCAAAGGAUGCUAGGAAAUUCACCCUGAAACUAUUUGGUUUUAUGAACGUGGGGCUCUUCUGCUCGAUCCUUGUCCUUUCACACUUUGCUGUGAGAAGUGAAUACCGGGUCCCAGUUCUUGGCUGGAUCAAUGUCGCCAUUUCUGUCAUUGUUUUUGCUGCCCCCUUAAGUAUUGUGGCACAGGUCAUCCGAACAAGGAGUGUGGAAUUCAUGCCAUUUAGCUUAUCAUUUUUCCUUACAUUGAGUGCCGUAAUGUGGUUUUCCUAUGGUCUUUUCCUCAAGGACAUUUGUAUUGCAAUUCCAAACGUGUUGGGUUUUAUUCUGGGGUUACUUCAGAUGCUGCUCUAUGCAAUCUACAGAAACCGCAAACCCAUAGAAGAUGAUGAGAAAAAGAUACCAGCUGCUGAUCAGCACGUGAAAAACGUUGUCGGUUUAACCACAUUAGCAACUUCCGAGGUUCAUCCGGUGGAUCCUCCUCCGCGUGACCACGACAAAAGCGUGGAGGUGGAUGCAGGCUCUCACACUGCUGCAGCAUCAUGUGCAUAAUUAUAUAUACACAAGUCAUGAUGAAUCCGGCGUCGUUUCAUGUGUGUGUGUAGUGUAGGUAGCGCCCGCUCCAGGCCAAUACUGCAUGUCGUUUCACAUGUGCUUUGGUCCCUUUUGUUAAUGUUUGUCUCUGCUAAAUGCUAAUUAAUUCGCUGUGUCCAUGCGUGGAACUGUGGGCAGUGCUAUCGAUGUAUUAAGAAGUAACCGACGAGGGUGGGAAGAAAGCUACAGCUAUACCGUACGCUUGGCUUGGCUUCAAUUCUACUCAUUAUUAUUAUCAUAAUUAUAUUAAUAAUAAUAAUAAUAAUAAUACUUAAUUGUGAUA